CUCCAGCCUGUCACAAGUAGGCCUGUGGUACGUUAUGUGAAAGUAAAACUUUGAAAGUGGGGAAGGAAGAUCGAAACAGACUGCCGAGGUACUGCUGGAGUGCUGCAGGACGUGAAGCGAUGUCACUGAAGAAUCAUCCAUAACUCUACCAGAAAUGCAAAGGCGUUAAGCGUAUUGCAGUGUGAAGCAUAAAGGCAGAGUUAUGGACAGGAAACACAAGGAUUUCAGAAACAUGGCCUCAAUUGGUACAUCUUCUCUCCCCCUUUGUUGAUGACUGUGUAUAAAAAUGAUCCAUUUGUACUGAAGGAAUGUCCAUUCUCAAGAACUUAUUGGAAGAUGACCACCAGCCUUUCAUGUUAAUCUGCUGACGUUGACCAAAACUAUUUGGAGCCAAAUUGCCUUCCAGUUGAGGACUCUUUCAAAUAAAAUGUACCAUUGCUGAUACUACCAUGACAUAGCGAAGUAGCAAUGGGUAUCUCCUGAGGAAAUUCCAAAAUGGACAGUAAUUCUCACAACUUCCCUUCAGAGAAUUACAAGAAGACAGCAAAGAAAGCAGGUCCGCAGAACAGGAGGUUCUACAACAAUUCCUCUCCGUCAUACUCCGUGGUGUCUCCCAAAGGGAAGUCACAGACAGGCAGACCUGCAACAAAGGACUUUACGGUGACAAGAAGGCAACCGUUCUUUUGCAGUCCUCAUCCUUCAGACAGUAGAAUCGACUGGACUGAAUUUCCAAGUAAGCUUAAUGAGAACAUUCAUCUUCCCCCGUUAAACACCAAUCAAAGAUACAGAUCAGGAACCUUCAAUAACAGCAUCAAUACCUUUGAGCCAAUUUCAGAUGAAAAUUGUGUAUAUGAGAAUUUGGAUUUUUACUGGAAACAGCCGUACUUUCACGCACAUGCCCAGAAUACGAUCACCUACACAACUCCAUCUGAGCUCUUUGUAAGUGAAGACAGACGAAAGACACUGAGUAAGGACACAACAAAAAUGUCCGAUUCAUCAAGGCCCUGGCCUCCACCACUCCCUGCAAAGUUUAAAAGGGAAAGGUUUGCGUUCAGAAUGAGUGGCGGCAUCUCUGAGGUAGACUCAAGCAGCACUUGCUCACAAGAGCAAACUUCGAUUUCAAAUGACUCGGACGUAUUCAGCACUGAAGACUCCAUCAGUAGUGCAGACUCAGACAGCAAGAUCUAUGUUAAUCUUGCUGAAGUCCGCUCCAGUUUGACCCCUACGAAGACCCUGCAGAGUGUGAGUGAAGCACUAAUGGCAGAUCAAGGGAAGGCACCUGAAACGAAGUACCACGAUGACUCACAGCCGCCCCCACUUCCGAAAAAGACCCUCAACAGGACAAACUCAGCUCCAGGAGGGGCUCUGGUGGGCUCCUCGAUGUCCAAGAGUCUGCCUUGUUCCCCUGGAUUUCAGAUAUCCAACCCACUCUACGGCAUCUAUGAAGGGAAGAUGAUACUUCGGAAUAAAACGAGCUUCAGUACCCCGAGUAGUCCACUGAGCACGGAAGAAAAAUUCAGUGCGUUCAACAGAAGAUCAGUAAUGGUGAAAGCUCGGAGUCUGGAUGGGGUCCCCAGUUAUGUUCCUCAGGUGGAUAUGGAGAAAUUGACCUUCCAAAUGUCGGAUCUGGAACUAUGGCACUGGAUUAACUUUGAAAGUCAGGAGGACAUUUUCAGGAAACUCGCCUACCGGUGCAUGAUGUCCCUGAGAGGUAUUUCUGCCAAGUACGCCAGUUUUUUUGUGAAAGGGGAUAAAUCCAUGCUAAUGUUCAGUGAAAGCAACUGGCCCGAUUUCAAGCUGUCGUUCGACAAGCCUUGCUGUUACUCUCGAGAUGCUGUCUACUACAGAGCCCAGUACAAUCAGGAUCCACAAGAAGAGCUCACGUUAAAGGUCUCCAAAACUCUGAACGAAGAAUCUCCGGAGAUGGAACCAAGUGGUCUCUCAGUACAGAAAAGUCUCCCUGUCCACUUCAAUGUGCAACAGGUGCGAGGACACUUUGUGGCCACAAUUCCAACAAACCUCUCACCUGCAGAAGAUGCAGCCAAACACAGCAAUGCUUCAGAGACAGAAGUAGCUAACGACGAGCCCAGCGCUUCGACCGAUAACACUGAGGCUAAUUCAGAGAGCAACGUGAAUAGUAGGCGCCAGCACGUGAUCAUCAUGCAGGAGACCCCCCACCAAACCAUGGCCGACUUUGUGAACGAGUCGGCGUCCAUUCAUGAGUCCCAGGCGGACGUUUACGAACGCCACAUAUGCCUCCUCCUUCUGCAGCUGUGCCUCGGGUUGGAGCACCUGAAAAGCCACGGAGUUACACAUUGUGACCUCCGCCUGGAAAACCUGCUGCUGGUUGAGGGGGCAGGCCAGACAUCUGAUCCAGGAAGCCAAGCGCAGAGUGGCAGCUUCCACCUACCGCAGCUUAUUAUCAGCAAUUUUUCCAAAGCAAAACAGAAGAGUGCUGCAGCUGACCAAAGGCUCCACCCAGACCAAGCCCGUCUGGCUCCUGAGAUGUCCUCAUCGCAGUACAAAAUGGUGGACGAAUUCCAGCUGGGCAUCCUCAUCUAUGAGGUCCUUCACAUGUCAAAUCCCUUCGAGAACAUGGUACGGCAGCAAGAAGACCACGAGUACAGUACAAGUGACCUGCCUCAGAUCCGUCCGCGAUCCACCUACUCAGAGGGGCUCCAGCACCUCGCCCACCUGCUCCUGCGCGCUGACCCCAACAAGAGAAUUCACAUCCGUCAGGCCAAGGGCAUCUUACAAGCCUUGCUGUGGGGUCCGUGCAGCAAGCUGUUCAGCGUGCACACUGGCCUCAAAGACCCACCAAAUGUGCUGAAGAACUGGCUGGACGUGAAACGCAUCCUGCUGGCAUUGAAGUUCAGCGAAGGCUUUUGCGACGAGCAGAAACGGGUGACGUUGGAAGACUGGCUCUGCUGUCAGUACUUUGCCCUCACUUCCCCCGAAUCAGUGUAUCAGGCAGUGGAAGAACUUCAGAUUCUAUUGGAAGAGGCAUGCUGAAUAAGGAAAUUAACCUUCCUGACUGACACAGUUUUAACCCCAUACACUAGACUUCCUUUCAGUCUUACAUUGAAUGGUUUCAGAUUACACUGUUAUGGAUAAAGGAUUUAGAUUAAGCUUUGUUUGCUCACCAUUGUCUGAUAAAAAUGAUAAAUUUGAGUGAUGUACUUUAAUCGAUUCAGUCGUAGUGGUAGCCCUGAGGAUUUAGCGACCACCUUGUGUGAUUCUGAACCAUCAGAUCAGCAAAGAAGCAAGGUUCACUGAGUCGGUUGAGCUUGGAGUCCCUUGAGGCCCUGCAAUGGUCAGUGCUGGCCAUGGGUGCUGCGUCCCAGAUGUCUAUGUGAUAUGCAAGCCAGGGCAGUAUGAUACGGGGAGCAAGCUGUUGCCCGUGCAGCAACCUCCCCCUCUCCACUCAGCUGAUGAACCCAAAGCAAUGGCAGAGCCAAAACUAUUUGGCACCACCGGCAUCGCCAGAUUGCCAUUCUGUGUUGAACUCAAUGUCGGACUGCCUUAGGGACUCCUGCUCUGGAUUUUUCCUCAGGGUUUACUCCCAAAGACUUCCACAUGAGUGGUACAGCCGCAAGGCUGCGGAAGUUUGAGAUCAGAGUUUUCCUUCUAGAUGAGCUGCCAACCAUGGCUGUCGAACCCCAUCUGCCUGUAACCCACCUUUGCCCCUUCUCAUGUUAGUAAAAACCCCGCCGGGAUUGGUAGCUAAGCCACACAUGACAGCCAGGAGCUGGGCUGGUUGUCAGAGGCUGCUUGGGACGCAUGCCAUUGGGAGAAUUUAAUAGGUGGUGGGAGCUUAUCCCCGCUACCUCUGAUGCACCAUCAAUAACUCUCGGUUAAGGUAGGCUUUUAUUGGCUGGAAGAAAGCACAAGCAGCAAGUGACCACCACACAACAUCCUGGAGACUGAGGGAGGAGCAGUGCCUCCAAUCGCCUUUAUACAGGGGUCUGUGGGAGGAGCCACACUGUAGCAUUCUCCCUCUCCGCCUGUCCAUUUCCCCGGGGAUUAUAGCUCGUGGUCCUACUA
Messenger RNA from Hypanus sabinus (Atlantic stingray), 4044 nucleotides. RefSeq names its product PEAK family member 3 (gene peak3). The record is from RefSeq and is a predicted model, not a curated record. The coding region runs from base 496 to 3012 and encodes 838 amino acids. NCBI's taxonomy places the organism in Eukaryota, Metazoa, Chordata, Chondrichthyes, Myliobatiformes, Dasyatidae. Gene Ontology annotation, molecular function: protein kinase activity; ATP binding. Gene Ontology annotation, biological process: protein phosphorylation. The transcript has 4 exons.